Liolophura sinensis is the source of this 2951-nucleotide messenger RNA. RefSeq lists its product as uncharacterized. Gene Ontology annotation, cellular component: fibrillar center. Gene Ontology annotation, molecular function: RNA polymerase I core promoter sequence-specific DNA binding. Gene Ontology annotation, biological process: transcription by RNA polymerase I. The transcript is spliced from 16 exons. The coding region runs from base 82 to 2628 and encodes 848 amino acids. The record is from RefSeq and is a predicted model, not a curated record. Lineage: Eukaryota; Metazoa; Mollusca; Polyplacophora; Chitonida; Chitonidae.
CUUAGUACUUUAGGAACUUAUGCCUCAGGUCGAAGAUGGAGUGUAAACUGGAAAAACGUGAUAUCUACAAACAAUUUCCAGAUGGCCUUCCCUGAGUACCACCACACAGAGCUGAGAAGCCUACAUUCCCAGUUUCGUCAAAUGUUUGCUGAUUUUGGAAGUUAUGGUGGAUUAAACCUACAGGAUGAUGGGAAGGAAGUAUCUUUCGUUCCGCAAAAGUGUCACCCCCAGCCGGGACAGUUACAGUAUUCUGCGUUCCACCCCACAAUGCCUCUUUAUCCCUCUCCAACUGAUGUGCCUUUUCCAUAUCGUGACCGGAUAUCAGGAGCUCGACUGGAGAGACAGAAUAAACUGAAGACAUUCUUGCACUUUACAUUAUGCUUCAGAUGGAAUUCCUUCAGGGCUAGAGGAGCAUGGGAUGAAUCUGCUGAUCUGAAUGAUAAGUGUAAGGAAACGGGCAGGUUUAUCAAAGAAUCAAAGUCAAAACUUCAAACAGCAAUUAAGGAGCAGGACAUUGCUGCGGAGAAAGAUGUUCUUGAAAAGAUGAAGAAAUUCCGAUGGAUAUGGUCACAUAUGGAAGCAUAUAAAGAACUUGGAAACAUCGGUUAUGUUCCUGAUGUUAACUUUCACUUCACUGGAGGCUGUCUUGCCUCGCUGGAAAGGGGAGAUAAUCAGUUAUUGCUACAUCCUUCUGGUGUUGACUGGGAGCAAGUUUCUGUGACAUCUGUAAAGGAAACUGAUCCGGGCAUGGUUCAAGCGGACCAACUGACCAGUGGUCAGGCUGUGUCCUCUAUCUACCAACUUGACAGCCAGUAUCUUUGCAGUACAGCUUGCUGUGUGGCCAGAACAAAAGAUGGCUGCUCUUUAUGGAAAUUGGUUGAUACUGAGGAGGCCACAUCUUCUCUGACUUUGGAUAACCGUGGCAAUCAAUCAGUGGAUAAUAUAUCCUCUGUCUGUCUCAGCCCAUUUAUCCCAGCUGAAGUCCUUGUUGCCACAAGUCAGGGUGAUGCGCUCCUGUGGACACCCAUUAACAGCAUGGAGGUUGUAGUGAAGGAGAACAGCACCAGGUUUGAGUGCAUGGAACCGUGGCGACAGUGUCAGUUUGGAGCACACCCACGACUGAUUACCAUGACAGACAGGUCCAUGCUGCAGCUCUUUGACAUCAGGACAAGCUGUAAAACAGGUACAGACAUAUUUGCUCUGCCCAGUAAACUGCUUCACCCUGAGGAGAGGAUACAGGUUAGCUGCCAGCAGCCCUCACAGAGCUUCUAUCACCUUCUGGCCACAGACUACUCUCUCUUCCUGCUGGACCAGAGAUUCCCCAAUCAUCCUGUGCUACAGUGGUAUCACAUGUUAAGUGUCCCACAGUACCUGUCACCAGCCAAUCAGGAGCUAGCAGAUGGACGUCACAUGACUCUACUGGCUAGCCAAAUUCCGGCAGAGACUUAUGCCUUCCAGUAUAACUUUUCUACAUCUGGUAUCCCUCCCUGUUCUAGCUGCGUUCCAUUCAGAAUAUCUUGUAUAGAGGACUUUCCACUGUUCCCUGAUCUGAGUGGAGUCAUCAGUAACAUGGUUACUAACCGUCUUUCUUCCUCCUCCCUAGCAGGGGUGGCACUGCUCAACUCCAACACCUCUGCAGGGGGAUUCACAGCUUACCAGCUUGACUGCCAUGGGGACUUGUUCUAUCAAACUUACCACAAGAGAGCUCUCUCAGGGGAGAUCACCCAGGCACCAGGUCCAGGCAGCACUGAUGUAAACCUAUCCAGUGCGGUAAUAGACAGAUGUACAAAAUGGCUGAAGACUUUGGAAGCUCAGAGUGAUAGCUGGUUUCGUGAUAUAUUUGCCACAAGCGAGCAUGUCAAGGUUGAUGCUUCGGAAUCAUUUACAGCUGUGACUCAGCAGAGUUAUGCCCAUGUGUUAUGCCCGCUGUGUAUGCCCCAGACCUGUAGGGUGGGGGACAUAGGGAUGUGGGAAGGAGCAGGAGAGGCUGACCCUGGGUCUGAUGCAGAUGUGUGUCAUGUAUGCAGCACCCCACUAGCCGUGAGUCGAGCCAUGGAGGAUGCCCUCAAACAGAACACAGUGGUAUAUGAACACAACCAGGAACCAAACUGGGAUGAGAUGAUUCCAGACUCUGUAGACUUGAUGUCCUGCCAGCUUCCCCUCAGUAAGAUGCUGGUCAAAGAGUGGCAUGGGGAAAACAACAUUGACGAUCUGCUCAAAGCUCAGGACCGUAUACUACAAAAACGAAAGGAAGAGCAGAUCAAAAAGAAAAAGGAAGAAUUAAAAAAGAGUGAGGAAGUAACAAGCACUCACAGACAAUCUCAGGAAUCUCUCUCUCUCUCUGUCCGUGACCAGGACAAUCACACACCCUGUAGGACACCCUCGUCGUCACCACCCUCAACCCCAGGGUUCGGAGCAACACCCCAGAGAUUUAGAGAGCGGGGUAGGGCUGAUAGCCUGAGGGGUGAUAGAAAUACUCCCCCUGUGACUCCCACUGUGUCUACUUCACAGAAUGGAUGUGUGGACACUAUGUUCUCUUUCGUGUCACCCCAGCGUCCAGCGUCUACGCCCAGUCUGUUUACACCGCCGGCAAGGAGACGAAAAAAGAAGCAUGUCACAGGGUUUUAAGGAAUAUAUGUACCUCACCAAACUUGUUUCCAGAUUUUAGGUUAAUGAAAUACGGGUGUACAUGUAAAUGUAUAUAGAUGUAUAUUUUUAUAUGCCAAAAUAUGUGUAAUAAGCUUUUAUUUUGCAUGUAGCGACCAUUAAGCAUUACAGAAUAGUCCUGGUUUGCAGGCAAAAUUUAACGAAAUUAAACAAUGACGGCAACUUUGUAACACUAUUGUAACUAUAUAUUGUGUAAGUGGAAAGCUCUACUAAAUUCUGCUUCACCUUUUUGUAUCUAUUAGCCAUAAGAUAAGUCUGGCGUGAAGCCUUAAUCAUACAUUCAU